AGGUAUUUGCCCUCAGAAAAGAUGGAGGCAGCUGAGUGAUGCCACUUCCGCCUAUGGUUGCUAUGUCAGAACCUGGAGACGGGUAAAGAGGAGGCAGGUUGUCCCAGAUAAAGAGCAUAGUGAGCCGUGAUAUCUACUAAAAUGGCGUGUAGAUGGAUUACGCAGGAGACCUUUGAUGCUGUUGUACAAGAAAAUAUUACAGAGUUUGAGAUGGACCCAGAUGAAGCGUUGACUGAAGCUAUCCAGCAAUUUGAGUCUCAAGGGGUUGACUUGACAAAUAUUGUUAAGGCACCGAAGAAACCUUGCAGCGAAAAUGAGGUUGAACCGAACCACGACAUUCUGCAGAUACUGGAGUCCCUGAAGAAAGCCAUAGACUCAUCAGCUUUAAACAGUGUCUCAGAACUCCUUGUCAAGUUUGGGGACCAGUGUAAACAGGGGCUGGCACACCGUUACCUGGCAGGCCAGAAAUCUGCCUACCCUGUGGUGUUGAAAGCGUGGAAGCUUUCAGAAGGAGACAGAGAAACAUUGUUGAAUGCCCUCUACGCCAUGUCCUGCCUCACUGAUGGACAGCCUGAUUUACUAGAGGCUGAUGGACGACAACUGCUGAUUCAGGCUUUGCAGAACCACGCGAGUGACGCAGAGGUGACACUGCUAGCCAUUCGUCUCAUCCGCCACGUGUGCCUAAAGCAUGAGCAAAACCGUCAGGAUCUUGUGAAGGCAGGGGUUUUACGGCACCUGACCGCUGCCAUAACAAACCAUGGUGCAGAUCUAGAAGUUCUGCGUGAGUCCUGCUCUGCUCUGAGGAUAAUGACCUUUGACGAUGACAUUCGAGUCCCAUUUGGCCAUGCUCAUGAUCAUGCCAAGAUGAUUGUUUUGGAGUAUGGCGGCCUGAAGCUUUUAAUCCAAGCUGCAAAAGCAUUUGCAGAUAACCCUGGUGUCCUUAGUGAGCUGUGUGGUACCAUUGCCCGUCUCUGUGUGCGUAAUGAGUAUUGUCAGGACGUGGUUGACCUGGGUGGCUUGAACUUCAUGGUGGCAUUGUUAGCAGACUGCAUAGACCAUCAGGAACUGGUAAAACAGGUGUUAAGUGCCAUCAGAGCCAUUGCUGGGAAUGAUGAUGUAAAAGAUGCCAUUGUGAACUCUGGAGGGACCGACCUCAUUGUCCUGGCAAUCUCGCGACACCUCUCCAAUGUUCAGGUCUGUGAUCAGGGUUGUGCUGCACUAGCUAUGCUGGCUCUGCGCAAACCGGAAAACUGCAACGUGAUCAUGGAGGGUGGUGGAGCACUAGCUGCUCUCCAGGCCAUGAAGACACAUCCACGGGACCCCACCGUGCAGAAACAAGCUUGCAUGGUGAUCAGGAAUCUAGUCUCUCGGAAUCCAGAGUUCUGUGAGCCCAUCUUGGAAAUGGGAGCAGAGUCGCUGAUCGUACAGGCUCGCAGCACACACAAAGACUGUGACGAUAUAGCCAAAGCUGCUCUAAGGGACCUUGGAUGCAAAGUAGACCUCCGAGAGCUAUGGACUGGCAAGAAAGGAAGCUUAGAGCGCUGAUCCCAGCAUGACCUGGUCAGAAUAAAACGCUAGCAGGUUAAAAGGAGGCAAAGGAUAUUGUCUGUCCCUCCAAAAAUGAGCAUAUGUGCUCCACUGUAAACAGUCUUUAUUUAUUUAUGUUGUACAUGGAUUAACAAGGCACAAAGCCAGUGGUAUAAAUCACAUGCUAUACUUUUACAGUGUCUAAUUUGCUUCACCUGGAGUUUUUAUUAAACAUUAUGUCUAUACACUUUACAAAGCCCUAAACAGA
Spea bombifrons (plains spadefoot toad) is the source of this 1795-nucleotide messenger RNA. It is a transcript of the gene ARMC6, whose product is annotated as armadillo repeat containing 6. The record is from RefSeq and is a predicted model, not a curated record. Bases 142 to 1545 code for a protein of 467 amino acids. Gene Ontology annotation, biological process: hematopoietic progenitor cell differentiation. The transcript has 8 exons. Gene Ontology annotation, molecular function: protein binding. NCBI's taxonomy places the organism in Eukaryota, Metazoa, Chordata, Amphibia, Anura, Pelobatidae.